This is a messenger RNA of Phalaenopsis equestris, 3160 nucleotides long. RefSeq names its product DNA repair protein RAD4. Gene Ontology annotation, biological process: mismatch repair; nucleotide-excision repair. Gene Ontology annotation, molecular function: single-stranded DNA binding; damaged DNA binding. Gene Ontology annotation, cellular component: XPC complex; cytoplasm; nucleotide-excision repair factor 2 complex. Lineage: Eukaryota; Viridiplantae; Streptophyta; Magnoliopsida; Asparagales; Orchidaceae. The coding region runs from base 108 to 2969 and encodes 953 amino acids. The record is from RefSeq and is a predicted model, not a curated record. The transcript has 14 exons.
CUCAAUUCCCCCAACCCGGUCACACCUGGUUAUCAGCGGAAAUACGCGAACCCUCAAAUCCAUUCCCGCUACCUUCCAUCCCAAAUCGGAAAGGUUCGAAGCGCGAAAUGCGAACGAGAAACCAAGCUAAGCGUCAUGAAGAAUACACCAGCGGCACGGGCGUUUCAAAGGAGCAAGCGGGGCAGGGAGGCUUGGCUGGAUCUCUCCAUGGCGAAGGUUCUAUCAGUGCCGUCUCAGAGGAGGCUGUGGGAAGGCUCCUUAUGAGGGCGAACUCUCGGAAACUCGGGCGCCCUCGUUCAGAAAGUCAUUAUACUUCCUGGGAAGCUAGGGACAAGAUGGCAGAAUUGGGUAAUGGUAAAAGAAAGGCUGAUGAGGAGCUUACACCUUUGUCCAGUGUAUUGGAUACUACUGAUGAUGCAGAGGAUACCAUUUUGAUGAAAGAAAAACAUUUUGAGAAAAAUGUUCAUUAUGAUGCAAAUGAAUUGGAUUGGGAAGAGGGAAUGAUUCCUCCUUCUGAAUCAGGAAAUGGAUAUUCUCAUGAACUCGGAAAGGAGGUCACUAUUGAAUUCUCUGAGUCACCUUCUACUAAACAGAGGCCUUCUCGGAGGUUUUCUGUUGAAGAUAAGGAAUUAGCCGAAAUUGUGCACAAGGUUCAUCUGCUGUGUCUAAUUGCUCGUUGUAGGUUGGUUGACAGUGCCUGCAAUGAUCGUCUUAUUCAGGCUUCAUUGCUUUCGCUUCUACCAUUGAACUUGUUGGAAAAAGUAGAAGUUUCACGAUUUACUGCUAAUGAGUUGAAGCCUCUUGUAGAUUGGUUCCAUUAUAAUUUUCGUCUUAAAAGUGAAAGUGUUGACCGGGGAUGCUUUAAAUCAAAUCUUGCGUCUGCCUUGGAGACUCAUGAGGGGACAAGUGAAGAGAUUGCUGCUCUAUCAGUGGCGUUUUUCAGAGCUCUCAACCUAACUACUAGGUUUGUCUCAAAUUUGGAUGUGGUUUCUCUCAAGCCGGAUGUUGACAUGCCUGGAAAUUCAAGCUUUAAUACGACUCAUUUGAAUACAAAGAUAUCCUCUUCUCUUAGUUCUGAUUCAAGUCCUAAAUUCCAUACUCUAGACCGUGCUCAUUUAUCCGAUUCCAGAGAUGAAGCCAUGCACCCUAAUACUACAAAUAGUAGCAGGCUCCCCAAGAUAGGAAACAACACAACCUGUAAUAAGAAAGUCCGCAGAGGCUUAAUUGCUUCGAUUAGCUUAGCAGAUGAAAAACAUGUUUCAACAAGCCAGGCAGGUGCUGAGAAUUUAGGUUCUUAUAAUGAAGGAUCAAAAAGAAAAGGAGAUCUAGAAUUUGAAUUGCAGAUGGCAAUGGCUCUCUCAGCUACUGCAACAACAACAACAAAAAGCCUGGAUAUGGAUGACUUACAUAACUCAUCAACUUCCAGUUCUCCGAUGAAGAAAGUGAGGAUUGCAAAGACCGGAGAAUCAUUGUUUUCAACUAGUCAUAGCUCGGGUGGUGUUUGGUCAAGAAAAAAUGGACCUCCCUUAUAUUGGGCAGAAGUUUACUGUAGUGGUGAAACAGGGAAUGGAAGAUGGGUGCAUGUUGAUGCUGCUAAUUAUUUAGUUGAUGGAGAGGAGAACGUAGAGCCUGCUUCUGCUGUUUGUAAGAAGCCAAUUAGAUAUGUGGUUGCUUUUGCUGGUAAUGGUGCUAAAGAUGUGACUCGAAGGUAUUGCAAGCAGUGGUAUAGGAUUGCCCCUCAACGAAUCGAUCCACGUUGGUGGGAUGCAGUUUUGGCACCCCUGAAGGAGCUGGAAUCAGGUGAAACAGGAGGUAUAGUUUAUUUGGAAGAAUUUCAGGAAAAUGUUUCUUAUGCUAUGAAAGGGAGUUCUGAAGCUAAUGCUAAGAAGCCACAGAUCAGCAAAACAUCUGAAGGAUCUACUUCUAAGCAAAUUAUAGUUUCAAAGGAUAUUCAAAGUGCACUUAAAAAGCCAGAUAUUUCCACUAGAAAUUCUCUCGAGGACAUGGAACUCGAAACUAGGACGCUAACGGAGCCUCUUCCAACCAAUCAACUGGCAUAUAAAAGUCACCACCUUUAUGCGAUUGAAAAAUGGCUUACCAAGUAUCAAAAGCUCCAUCCGAUGGGUCCCAUCGUUGGUUAUUGCUCCGGUCAUCCCGUGUAUCCCAGAUCCUGUGUUCAGACGGUGCAGACACGGCAAAAAUGGUUACGCGAGGGACUACAAAUUCGAGAAAAUGAAAUUCCAGCUAAGGUGAUAAAGCGCUCAAAGAAGAUAGAAAAUGAUGAAAUAUCUGAUACUGGUUUUGCUGAAGAAGAUGGAAAAAAGAGCAUUGAACUGUUUGGCAGGUGGCAAGUGGAACCGUUGCAGCUUCCACAUGCUGUAAAUGGAGUCGUACCCAAAAACGAGUAUGGCCGGGUGGAUGUAUGGUCUGAGAAGUGCCUCCCACAUGGCACAGUGCAUUUGCGGCUACCCAGAUUGGCCUCUGUAGCACGAAGGCUCGAAAUUGAUUUUGCAAGUGCCAUGGUUGGCUUCGAAUUCCGCAAUGGCCGAUCCUAUCCUGUUUACGAAGGAAUUGUUGUUUGUACGGAGUUUAGAGAUGCUAUCAUGGAGGCAUACGCAGAGGAGGAAGAGAUGAGAGAAGCGGAACAGAAAAGGAAGAACGAGGCAGAUGCUCUUUCAAGGUGGUUUCAGUUACUCUCAUCCAUCAUUACGAGGCAACGGUUAGAGAGUUCUUAUGCCUAUUCCAUCACUGUGAACUCAAAUGAUCCUCCCAUUCCGCACCGUCGUGAUGGAGGUCCAAGUUUGGAGGGAGAAAUUCAAGGAGAUAAUAUUGAAGUUAUUCGUUCACCUUAUGAAGGCCAUGAGCAUGAGCAUGUUUUCACAUUGGAGAGUCAGAGUCUGGGUGAGGAGAGUUUGGUUCUGACGAAGCGGUGCCCUUGCGGCUUCUCCAUUCAAGUGGAGGAGUUGUAGUACUAUACAAAUUGGUAUGUGAUCUGGUUUUAGGAUGGUUUACAUAUGUAACUCUCUGUUCUCAUGUAUUUACAUAUCUAACACCUAAACUUCAGUUUUUACACAUAUGCCACUUUACCUCUACAUGAAUGCGUAUUUCACUUUUUAAAAGUUAAAAUAAUAGUAGUUUUGAUGUGAUAUCAAAGAUUUGG